Molecule: messenger RNA, 2606 nt
Organism: Mycotypha africana
Lineage: Eukaryota; Fungi; Mucoromycota; Mucoromycetes; Mucorales; Mycotyphaceae
Product: methylenetetrahydrofolate reductase-domain-containing protein
Exons: 8
Coding region: 468-2192 (574 amino acids)
Biological process (GO): tetrahydrofolate interconversion
Cellular component (GO): cytosol
Molecular function (GO): methylenetetrahydrofolate reductase [NAD(P)H] activity; FAD binding
Source: RefSeq, a predicted model, not a curated record
AUAUUUUGUUAUUGAACAUACCCCCCCCCCUUCUCCCUUUGAGUAUCCCAUGAUCAUUAAGAAGAAAACAAUUUCACGAGCAUAAUUUAUGGCAACUGUUUUGCCGGUGAUCCUCUUGCAGCAUUUUCAUUAUGCUAUGGCAAACAAAAGAUAAUGUUGCAGCGUUUUUUCUAUCCAUUCGUUUUUUUCCUUGCAGUAUCAAGGAUCAGUGAUGGUAUCGCGUAUAAGCUCAGCAUAUAUGCAUCGAUAGAAGAUCUCUUAUUUUCAUUUUAGUGCAACGUGGUGGAUAAUGUGGAAUUGCAAUGCUGUGUCACAUUCCAUUCGAUCAUCUCUUUUGAUAAUUGAACCACCGUCCUGUGUAGUAGAGACAUCAUCAAUAGUCACAUCUAGGAAACCUUUAAGAUGUGGGGGCAACACAGCAAAGACAUUGUCUCUUCUCUUUCCACUUUGUGGCUAAUAUUUAAGAGAUGAAGAUCAUUGACAAGAUAGAGCAGGCUCAGAAAAAGAAUGCUAUAGCAUACUCUUUUGAAUACUUUCCUCCAAAAACCGAGCUGGGGUUCGCUAACCUUACGGACCGUUUGGGUCGUAUGGCUCAAUUAAACCCUCAAUUUAUAUCCUGUACGUGGGGAACAGGAGGGUCUACACAUGACCGUACCCUAGAGCUUUGCUCUGCCGCUCAGCAUCUUUACGGGCUAACCACGUUGAUGCAUUUGACAUGCACUAAUAUGGGAAAGACAAAGAUCGACGAUGCUUUACAACAGGCACAAAAAGCAGGUAUUCGUAACAUUUUGGCUUUAAGAGGCGACCCACCUCGCGGUCAAGAAUACGACUGGAACGCCGAGGAACAAGAAUUUACACAUGCCAUUGAUCUGGUAAAGUACAUUCGCCAACACUAUGGAGAUACGUUCAGUAUAGGUGUUGCAGGGUAUCCUGAGGGGCAUCUGGGUCAAGUGAGCAAAGACGAAUUGGAAGAACAGCUAGAACUCGGUUACUUGAAGGAGAAAGUGGAAGCAGGAGCUGAUUUUAUCAUGACUCAACUCUUUUAUGAUGUGGAUGUAUUUUUGAAAUGGAUAGAAAAAUGCCGAGAGCAAGGCAUUCAAGUUCCCAUUGUAGCAGGCAUCAUGCCAAUUCCCACUUAUCAUAGUUUCCGUAGAAUGGUACAUCUGUGUCAGUUAAAAGUCCCUGAACGUAUUAUGAAAGAUUUGGACGCUAUCAAGACAGACGAUCAGAAAGUGAAAGAAUACGGUGUUCGUUUAGCAGUGUCUAUGAUCCGACGCCUUCAUAAAGAGGGAAAUAUUUGCAAUUUCCAUAUAUCCACGCUCAACUUGGAGAGGUCGACGCGUUUGAUUCUCGAAGAGUUGCAGCUGCAUCGGCACGAGCAGAAGGAUCAAGCGUCGAUAGCAGAGAAGGUUGCACCAUGGGUGCCUGUGCAUGAUCCUGCUCGAGCAGAGCUAUGGGAUGAAUAUCCCAAUGGUAGAUACGGUGAUUCUCGUUCUCCAGCUUUUGGUGAAAUCACUUACAGUGCUAGUAAAGCGCUUCCUACUUCUCGAGCACCCUCUAAAUGGGGACAGCCCAAGACGGAAGAAGAUAUUACUCAAUUGUUUGUCAAAUAUAUCAAGGGCGAAAUAGACUCUUUGCCGUGGUGUGAAGAAAAACUACACACAGAAAGUGAGGCCAUCUGUCAGCGGUUGUGUGAUAUCAAUCAGCGCGGUUAUUGGACUGUUAGUUCACAGCCAGCUGUCAACGGAGUACCCAGCCAGGAUGCAGUCUACGGAUGGGGACCUAAAAAUGGAUAUGUGUAUCAAAAGGCUUUCAUUGAAUUUUUCGUGGCAGAAGACAAAGUGAAGGAAUUAUUACAACGAUUGCAGCAAGACGAAUGUAUCACUUAUUACGCAAUUAAUUUAAAGGGGGAUUUUUGCACGAAUGUAUCUGAACCUGAUGCUCAGAAUGCGUUGACUUGGGGCGUUUUUCCCGGUAAAGAAAUCAUCCAGCCUACAUUGAUUGAGAAAGCAAGCUUUGAAGCAUGGAAGGAAGAAGCAUUUGGCUUGUGGUCUGAAUGGGAGGCUCAGUAUCCGCGUGGCAGUCCCAGCCAGAAACUGUUGAAGGAUACCAAAGAAACAUAUUGGCUGGUCAACGUAGUUCAUAACGAUUAUCAAAAACCAAAUCUGCUUUUUGAUGCAAUCUUGUCGUGAUAAGCAUUCCUUACAUUGUCAAUAUAGAAUUUAUUUGUGUGAAUGUGGAUUGUCUUUAGUAAAACGUGUGUAGUUUGUUAGUUUUCUUUAGGAACAUUUGUUGCAGUCCUCCUACAGAAGCCAAUGAACACAGUCGUGCGUUUGGUUCGCAGUGAUGAUAUGAUAUCUUGUUAUAACUAGAUAAUAGGAUGAUGGUGCAAAUGAUUGAGAGAUUUCAAAUCUGAUUUAUUAUUUUAAAAUUAAAUUUUAAAAUAAUUAUUUGGUUUCAGCUUUUUUCUGUAGUUUUUUUUCUUCCAGUUUAUUUUGUGUUUGAGAACAAUGGGAGUAGCAGGAGCCAUAAAAAAUGGUAGUAAGUGAAAAAAGUAAUAUGAAUGAAAGAGUAUGUAUAUAUAUAUAUAUAUAUAUAUAUAAUAU